This is a messenger RNA of Labeo rohita (rohu), 978 nucleotides long. RefSeq names its product galanin receptor 2a. The transcript has 2 exons. Gene Ontology annotation, biological process: G protein-coupled receptor signaling pathway. NCBI's taxonomy places the organism in Eukaryota, Metazoa, Chordata, Actinopteri, Cypriniformes, Cyprinidae. Gene Ontology annotation, molecular function: G protein-coupled receptor activity. Bases 1 to 978 code for a protein of 325 amino acids. The record is from RefSeq and is a predicted model, not a curated record. Gene Ontology annotation, cellular component: membrane.
AUGGAUGUGCAAGUGAUGGAUGCAUUUGUGAAUCCACGGAUAUCUAAACGAACGUCUGAGAUGGGAGUCACUAACAGUUACGGAGUGAUCUUUGCUUGCACUUGUGGCAUCAUAGUGGGCAUCGGUUUCUGCGCUAACCUGCUGGCCUUUUCUCUCUUCGUCAAACACAAGAGCCUCCGUAAAAACCGCCUGGACGUUCUUCUCCUCAGUAUGGCUCUGGCCGACUUCCUCAUGCUUCUCCUGAUUCCCUUCACCGUCCACUCGGCAGUCAGUUUCUCCUGGCCUCUGGGCAACACGUCCUGCAAGGUCUAUCAGUUUCUGCAGGCAUUCUCCCUGGCCGCCAGUACGUAUUCCCUGUGCACCGUAUCAAUGGUUCGCGCCAUGAUCAUCACCAACCCCUACCGCCCUCCAACCAUGGAUCUGGUGGUGUUCAUGUUUAUUUUGGUCUGGGCCUUCAGCUUCUUCAUAAGUCUGCCUUUGCGUAUUUUCGCCACUAAGGACAGCCUAGACCCAGGUUUGAGUAACUCCACCGUUUGUUUGCCCACUACCCAGGAACAUCAUUACCAGGUUGUUCUCAGCCAAUUUGUGCUUUUCUAUUUCAUUCCGAUGCUGGUUAUCGCCGUCAACUCAGCGCGUAUGGCUUUUUUCCUACACAAGAGACCCGUUAUGUCCUUCGCCAGCGCCCGGAACACACGGCGGGCGUCUCUCAUGGUGUUUUUGGCGGCCGGGACGUUCUCCUUGUGCUGGCUGCCAGGGUACGUUCUAGAGCUGUGUGUGUAUUUAGGACUUUACCGGCACGGGCGCCCAUGGGAGAUGUUCCAUUUCACCUGCACGGUUCUCCAGUAUCUGCACCCCUGUGUGAACCCCGUCCUCUACGUUCUGCUGUCCAAACGCUACAGGCGCAAGAAAGAUUGGCUGUUCAAAUGCAAUAGGAAACGCGUCCACCCACAGGUCAUUAGCGUGAUGGAGAGUUUCUGA